Messenger RNA from Sungouiella intermedia, 1365 nucleotides. The record is from the annotation of a GenBank genome assembly. NCBI's taxonomy places the organism in Eukaryota, Fungi, Ascomycota, Pichiomycetes, Serinales, Metschnikowiaceae.
AUGCCCGAUCUAGUGGCUGCUCCCCUUCCGAGAAAGGCCAACUUGCCUGUGCUUUCAUCUGGUGCCAACUCCGUGAUUUCUCCGGCGCUACUGCCAGUAGACUCGCUGGUACUGGCGCCGUUCUCACCUAUGUCUAAAAUGGACUCCAACCUACCGGCACUGUUGGACGAGCUCCUCGACGACUGCUUCCAAUACUCCAUUGACCCUAAAUGUCUCUGUGAAACCAGAGCCCGCUACGUUCAAAACUUCCAUCGUUUCCUCACCGAAAGACAUACCCACGAGAACUUGGCAUUUGUCAUUGAAAUCUUUCGCUACGAGUAUUUCUUCGAUAAGAUCUACCCAGAGAAUGUCACAGUGCAGAAAGCUCGCUCAGCAUCGAACACACCUUCGCAUUACUCCUCGAGUUUCCUCAACCAGUCACUCGAGCACUUCAUCGACAGUUUGCCAUACCCAACAAGCUCUAUGCAGCGCAAAAUUCACAAGGUCGGCACCUCUGAUAGCGAUCUCUCCAUCUCGGGCUUUCUGCUGUCUGACCAGCUAGGUUUCGAUUUUGACGAUAUUCCUCCAAGCUCAUCAAACGCUUGGGACGCUUUAAAGGACCAGAACGUCUCAUCUGAUGAGGAGGAAAGCAUGUCUCGAAGCUCCUUGACUCUGUCCCCUCUAGACUCCGAGGGAUUGCUCACUGACCAGUGGAAUCACGUUGUAAGGGAAUUCAUUCUAGAGAACUCCCCACAGCAGGUCAAUUUGAGCAGCAAAACGGUAGUUGAGAUCAUGGCCGAAGAUUCCAUCCAGGGCCUGGCCCAUAACCCCAUUGUCCUCAUCAAAGCUAAAUUGGAGGUGAUUCAACUACUAGAAGAGAACGCAUACAGAUUAUUCCUCCGGAGCCAGAAGGCAGAGUUCAACAUGUGCGAGUGUAAAGGCUCGUGCCAGGCGAACUCUGUGGAUUCUACCAUGGUGUUCACUUCGCCAUUGACCUCCGGAUCACCAAGUUCUAAGAAGCAUCUCCAAUCUCCACAAAUGAAGGCAUCAUCACCACUUGCCAGACCUUUUGAUCUGCGGGACCACCAUGCUGGAACGUCAACCAAGUCCAUGGUAUCGCCGCUGCCGCAGAGCCGCAUCAAAUCCAAGUUUCUUUCACAUUUAUCUACCAACUCUGAGACAUCAAGUUCGGGCUCGUCCAUUUCAAGCUUCAUGCAUCACUUCCGAACCCAUUCGGGCGGUACUCCGCGAGCAGCGGUAUCUGUUCCACACUCGGGUGCAAAUUCCCAGGCACAAUCGCCCGUGCAAGAGAUUCCACGAGCAUCAUCUACAGUUCACGAAGGUAGCCCGUCGUUGUUGGGCAAGAUCUUGCGAAAGAAGAAAUGA